AUGUCUUCCCACGACCUCCUUCCCACCUAUGCCGCCGUGGCCUCGGCGCCCUCGGCGUCCGCGUCUGAGCUCGCCAUCGCCGCGUCGGCCCUCAACCUCCAUACCGCCUGCGUCCAGCCCACCAUCGAGGUCAUCUCCAUGGUGUCGGUCGCCGAGAAGCUGAUCAAGGGCAUCAUGGCCAAGAUGCAGAAUGUCAUCCAGACCACUUUUGGCAACGAGGAUGUGUCGGUUCUGGCUCAAUUUGAGACGGCUGUCACAUCUCUUGGCGCCCCCAACGACUUCCUCGCCCUCGAAGAGACGGCAGCUGCGCUACAGGCAAAGCAGCAGCUCAUGUACGAGGGGUUGUACGCCAACGACAAGGCUUUGGCCGUCACCGUCGGCACCCACCUCUCGUCCGAGCAGAUCGAGGCUCUCCGGGACACCCAGCUGGUCACCGACCUCUCCUCUCUCUCCAUCGACGCCCCUGACGUCGUCGCGCCCUCCUCUCCUCCGCUGGCUUCUCAGUCGGCCUUGCUCUCCCUCGGCAGCUCUCCUCCGUCCUCGCCUCGCGUCCGCUGCCACCUCGACUCGACUGAUGAUGCCGUCUCUCGCUUGGGAACGUUACCCGUACCUUCUGCCGACAUCGCCUCCAUCGUCUUUCCUCCUCCUUCCGCUCCAUGCUUGGGAACGUUACCCGUUGCCGCCGCUCCUCCUUCCUCUCCAUGCUUGGGAACGUUACCCAUCGUCGCCGCUCCUCCCUCCUCUCCAUGCUUGGGAACGUUAUCCGUCGCCUGUCCGGCCUCCCCCGUCUUCGCCCCCGUCUCUGUCCCCGGCAACACUGAGACCGCUUUCUUGGGAAUGUUACCCAUACCUGCCCUCCCUUCCCUUACAGUUGAACCCCUCGGGAUGCUGCCCGACGACCUCCCUUCUCUGCCAUCCGACUCCGUGCCGGCCUCGCCAGUCGGUCAGAUGGAUGAAGCCCAGAAGCAGCGGGAGCAGGAACUGUACGAGGAUCAGCAAAGACUGCAGCAGCAAGAACAAGAGGAGCAGCAGAGACUGCAACAGGAAGUGUACGAGGCGCAGCAGAGGCUGCAGCAGCAAGAACAGGAGGAGCAGCAGCAGCUACUGAACAAGCAGCAUAUGCAGCUCUGGUUCGAGGAGCAGACGGCCCGUCAGGCGCAAAAGCUUCUCGACCAGCAACAACAGCAGCGAGAGCAGCAGCAGUUGCAGGAGCAGCAGCAGUUGCAGGAGUUGCAGCAACGGCAAAAGCAGCAGGAGGAAGAAGAACAGGCAGCACUCCUGGAAGCUGCCAUUCUGGAGGCCUUCGAGCAGGACGCCCAAGAGGAGGCUGAUCGCUGGGAGGCUACCAGACAGCAGGAAGUGCAACAGCAGCAACAACAACAGAGACCCGAGAAUUCGGAUAUCUUCUCGUUUGUCAUGCCGGCUCCCAACAGGGAGCCCAUUUCAUUCCCCGAGUCUGCCGCGGCCGUACACGGGAUCUCUGGGACGAUAGAGCCGCGAGUGACCUAUUCAUUCGACUUCGCCGUGGCCGUGCCUGGUGCCCCUCCUUUCUUCGGAAGUGAGCAGGCCGGGCCGGCGCCAGGCGAAGCACUCGCUGCUCCCCCGUCUCCCUCCCUCCUCCUGCCUCCCCCGUCUCCUUCCCCUAUUGGGUCAGGAGGGGUCUCUGACUUCGCCAUGAGCGUACCUGGUGCCCCUCCCUUCUUCGGAAGCGAGCAGGCCGGGCCGGUUUUUGGUGAAGUCCCCCUUCCCCCGUCCCCCUCCCUCUUCCUGCCUCCCCCGUCUCCCCCGUCUCCCCCGUCCCCUUCCCCUAUUGGGUCCGGAGGGGUUUUUGACUUCGCCAUGAGCGUACCUGGUGCCCCUCCCUUCUUCGGAAGCGAGCAGGCCGGGCCGGUCUUUGGUGGAGUCCCCCCUCCCCUUCAGCCUCCCUCCCCUGUCUCCGUCCCCGUGCCAGCACCCACGACCGCCGAAUCUGCCAGUGCCGCAGAUGACGAGGACGAAGAAGAGGAAGAAGAAGAAGAAGAAGAGGAAAGUUCCGACGAUGACUCGGAUUCCUCGGAGGACGAUGACAGGUCGCCGGAAGAAAUGAUCAGGGUGAACACGUACAAGAACCUCAUUAAGCUUCUGGACGGCACCCUCGACUCGAAGCGCUUCAGGUGGGCGGGCAACCACGACGGCGUCGACCGUUUCGGAGACAAGGCCGCCGUCUGGGAGCCCGAAAUGAGGCAGUUCAUGAUCGCCGAUUGGCUUGCCGAGUGCACCCAAGAGAUUGGCGAAGACGAGACGGCCGACGACGUUCUCUACCGCGUCAUGAGCAAGGUUGGGCACAUCCUGCUGACGGAGGUCUUGGAGCCGCACUCGCAGCCGCGGGACGGCCCGGUUGUGCGUGGCGAGACUGUCGGCAUGGAGGUCGCCCAGAUGCUUCGGCCCUGGGCGAACAGCCUUCGCUCGUGGAAGCUGGCGAGGCUCGAUCUCAUCAAGGCCUUCAGGCUGGCGGCUGAGUUCCGGCAAAUUCUCGACGACAUGGUUGAGCAGGCGCAGAUCGAGUUUCGUACAGUGGACAUUGACGACCCGGGCCAGGCGAGGUCCGUGUACGAUAUGUAUGCUGAUUUUGAGGGACGGCCUCUGUUCCCCAACAUGAUCCGACUCGAGCCCGAUGAAGAGAUUGUUGAGGCGUGGGGGUGGUACGUUGCCUCUGGUGUUUGA
Molecule: messenger RNA, 2703 nt
Organism: Verticillium dahliae VdLs.17
Lineage: Eukaryota; Fungi; Ascomycota; Sordariomycetes; Glomerellales; Plectosphaerellaceae
Exons: 3
Coding region: 1-2703 (900 amino acids)
Source: RefSeq, a predicted model, not a curated record